Messenger RNA from Aphanomyces astaci, 1041 nucleotides. RefSeq lists its product as hypothetical. The transcript is spliced from 2 exons. Gene Ontology annotation, cellular component: nucleus; cytoplasm. The record is from RefSeq and is a predicted model, not a curated record. NCBI's taxonomy places the organism in Eukaryota, Oomycota, Saprolegniomycetes, Saprolegniales, Verrucalvaceae. Bases 351 to 884 code for a protein of 177 amino acids.
CUUUUGAAAAAUAAUUAAUUUGCCUUCAAUACAUACUUGUAGUCACAUUCAGUGGAAUUAUUUCCGGUGGAAUUAAAAACGCAAUCAGCAAUUACCGUGUCCGGAUACGGGCACGAUCAAAUCAUCGACGUCGCCAUGAAAUCGCGAGUGCUGUGUCUCCAUGGACACCGGCAGAGCGCAGCCAAGCUCAAGGGCAAGAUGGCCGCACUCCUGCGAGCCGCCAAAGCCACAACAGAGUUCGGUACGACUCCGCGCUAAUACAUCGUGAUGGAAGGAGAGUGAUCCUAGUGUUUGUCGACGGACCCAUCGCCGUGCCAUACGAACCUACGUCGGACGAACACAUCCAGCGCAUGAACGAGCUGGGCAUCGAGGGUGCGGAAGAGCAAAUGCAGGCCGUGGCCCAAUACGCGUGGUGGACAUUUGAGCGGCGGACGGACCACGACGCGCAUUCCUACGCGGGAGUUGAAGACACUUUGUCGUACUUGGACAAUAUUAUUCGCACACAAGGACCCUUCGACGGCAUUUUUGGUUUCAGCCAGGGCGGCAUCUGUGCCGCCUACAUGCUUGCUCGACAGCACCAAGGAGACACGCGGUUCCAGUUCUCGUUUGGGGUGUUUUGCGCAGCAGCACAGAUGACGGACGCAGCAUUCAAGAUAGCGUUGGACUCGCCACUUCCCAUGCCAUCCUUGCACAUCAUGGGCGAGCAGGACGAGCUGAUCUCCAUCGAAAAGAGCCGCAUCUUGGCUGAGCAAUUUGAUAACCCAGUGCUAUUUCCGCAUCCAGGGGGGCAUUACAUCCCGACUCAGAAAGACCCACGCACCGUGUGGAAGGCGUUUUUCGAGCAACAAGCUGCUGCUGCUGCUGCUGCAUCGACGAGUGCAUGAAGGACUAAGCUGCACGCUCCCCCCAAUCUCAACGUAUCCUCGGCCCUUCAAGUGCUCGGCAUCAUGAUCGCUCUCCAUGAUGAUUAUGCUGCACGAUGCAGUUUUCCACCAGUUGAAGUUUGUGUUGUGAUUUCAAAAUAAUAUACCUCUCGAACUG